Molecule: messenger RNA, 42322 nt
Organism: Porites lobata
Lineage: Eukaryota; Metazoa; Cnidaria; Anthozoa; Scleractinia; Poritidae
Source: the annotation of a GenBank genome assembly
CUCGACGGCAACUCCCUCUAGUCACGUCUACAUUUUGAGGUCUUCGUUGCAAGCCAAAGGUAUGCUUUCUCUGUUGAAUUCUUUUAUCGUCCAAACCAGUGCUAAUCUUUUGUAUUACUGCAGUCUUGUCAUAAAUGCUCAUACUGCAGAAAUUGUCUAAAAUCUUUACAACGGAGGUUUUGCAAGUACGAAUAAUUUUAACAAUAAGUUUGAACAGCUGUUUGUACUGAAAUGCAUUCGUUUUAAACUCGGUUGGUGCUGGCUGCCGAAACACAUGCCGUUUACCGUUUUAACCUUGAACCGUUUCACGCUCCAAAAUGACAAGCUCCCUUCCAAUUACCAUACUAAUCGAAGUAAGGCCUAUUGUGCUGUACAUUCUAGGUGGUUCUAAUUUUCGCGAUUCUGUAGAUGAAAUCCUAAGGUGUGACCAUUUCAACGAACGUUUCCCGUCAUCGUAGCUCCAAGUCGAUCCUAUAUCACGUCUCUUGCACCACUAGAGAAGAACGUGUAAAGAUAAGGGACUGCUGGCGGGUUGUUGUUUUUUUUUUUUUAAUUUUUGUGGUUAGGGACAAAUAUUAAAAUACAUCUCGGGGCGGCGGUACUCCCUUAUAUUUGCCUUAUAAGUAUGUGCUGCCCCUUAUGGUAUGGUUUUUACGCCGUUUUGGUCUAAAAACGGGUACAGACUUUUCCUAUUUUGGUCUAAAAUCAAGUAUGGUUUUCGAGGAAAUGCAUGAACGUAUUUGUCGUUUCAAUUCCAAAUUAAUGAAUAAGAAAGAAAGAGUAAUAUGCGAAGUCGAGGUAGAUUUUAAGAAUUCGUUUUGCUGGUGCUCUAAUCUCAAUAAUGAUAACAUAAUUUCUGCCUACGCCAGGUAUGAGAACGGGUAUAAAUUUUAGAGGCCAGGUCUGGAAACGGGAGUGGAAAAAAACAACUUUUUGGUCCGGAAAUAGGGCCAGGAUUUGGAGAACCGGGUGGCACACCCCCACGACGAAUUCCCAGGAAUACCUCUCCCCCCGGUGAAUUCAUAAGUGUGACCUCUUUGGUAGUACUUUCCUUUUCUUGUCUAUUAAUCUUAUUAUUUUUGUCAAGAGAACGUAAAGUUCUCUUUUUUUUUUGAAGUAGGUUGCUGUCCCUCAAAAGAGCGAACAUUGAAUUUUUAACAGAGGGUCGAAGAACAAAUAUUUUCGCAAAUUACAGCGUUCCUAGAAGCUGUGGUCAGCUACUGCCCGAGCUUAUAAAAUCUUGGAUUAAAAUUUACUAAACUGAGCAACAAGGAAUGGAUUGAUGACAGAUCUUUUACUUUCUUUGCAAAAUCUUGCGUAAACUUACCACGCGCAAAGGCCCCGGGGGGAAGUUCCCAGGGGAGACUCCAGGGCUGUGUAGCUAUUUACCACUGAAAAAUCCAUUCAGUCUUGGACAGCGCUAGCGUGUAUAAAUCAGAAAAGGGAAGCUGCUAAGCUGUUUAACUACAAGAGUUUUGAUUUUUUUUUAGGCUAUAAUUACUAUGCUUAUACUUCAAACUCAAUUUUUGUGACCGAUUUCAUAAUCAGUGGCUUUUGAAGUAACCCCCCCUGAUAAGAAUGAUCUGCGCAGGAGGCUAUCGUCGAUCAAAUUUUAAUAAACAAAGUGAAUUUAAACUCUCCGUUAUAAAAUAGCCAUAGCUUAAACUGUCUUCUUUUCAAAAUGUUCUUCGAAAUUAAAACAGUCAGCAAAACAAGGUUAUGAUAUAAAUUUUUUCGCUGCAUUGAACUGAAUGCCAAUCAAAGACCGCCGUGGUAUGUGUCAUAAUUCUAAUAUAAAUGGAAAUAAUUGAAAAUGCAAAAUCCUUUUGUAUUCCCCUAGCUAUAGUUCGUACGUUUCGGGGAUUAAAUAUAGCUGCAGUCAGUGAAUUUUUCAUGAUCUUUGAAAUUGACUGGUCCGUCAUUGAUGACUUUCGUUAAGUUUUUUUUUCACCGCGCGCUUAUUGAAAAAUUGUUACCAAGAUACAUGACCUAAGUCAGAAGAAUUUUGUACCAACGGGCUUUGUGUAAUUUUUGCUAUUUCUAUUAAAAGAUUGCAUAGACGGACGACCAACGUAAAUCUUGCGCAAAACAAAUGGAGAAUUUGCAUUAAAUUGUGUUUGAGAGCGAAAAUGUUUUCAUCCUAACUUAUACCUUUGAAUCGAUUUUAUAUAUUGGCUUAACUGAAAUAUAUCUUUUCCGAUUAUUUUAGAGGACUCGCUCUGACUAAUUGAGAAAGAUGAGCUCUCAGGUAAGCAGAGAAUUGUUUAUGUUCAGACCCAGCUUAGCAUGGUAUGCCAUAGUAUUUGUUCAAAACAAACCGCUGCGAGGGAUUAUUUCAGAAUGAGUCCGUCAUCUGAUGUCUCAGAGGUUGUUAAGGAAAAUGAAUGAGAGACAGACGGCGUGAGAAUUACCUCGUGUCAUAGCUACAUGUACAGUCCCAAAAAAAUGCGGCCGGAAGACUUACCUAAAUUUCCGGAACAGAGGUUGGUGAUCGAGCUAAGGCUCGCUUACCUAUCGGUGUGUAAACUUUACUUGUGCCUUAGAAGUUCCAACAGGAAUGACGGGAGGAGUUGGGACAGAUGGCUACUUCUUCUAACAUCAUGUUGUGGAAGUAGAAUUCGAUCAUCAUACAUUGCUUUAAUGUCUGCCUUCUCGACUACUCUGGUCUUUUGAAUAUCACCACACCCAAUCUCUUAAUUAAACAAUUCAACAUUGGGAAGAACUGAAAAGACCACGGUUUUUUUCUCCACUUAAGACCUUCAGAGUUUCUGCUCUAAAAUGAAAUUGUUGAAGAUAGUGCCUCUAGCAUUUUCUUUUUUCCCGUUGAAGACGAAAUGUUGAUUGAGAGGGCCUCAAGUAUAAAAUGUGUCUAAAACUAAAUCGGUCCGAGUUAUGGGCUCCUGUUUUUUCUCUGCUUGGAACGAAAUCAUAGAAGACAAGAGAAGUUAUCAUUCACGUUUAUGCUUUUUUAGAACGAAUUCAAAGAGGAUGAAGUCCUGCACAAGGCUCAGCGAGGUUUAUUCUUCGGAAAACCCAAAUUUGGCAUUUUUGUGCUCGCGCGUUACAAGGAAGGACUGGAUGUGGAUCAGGCGCAUAGUGGCAUUGUGACUGCAGCCUGUGAUGUGAUCAAAUACGCUCUAAAGCUGGAGGAGAGCAGUGGAAGCGGUAAGGAGGAAAUAUUUACAGAAAGUAAAAGAUUUAUCUACUUAAAAAUAGAUAAAAUAAGAGCAGUGGCGACCGACUUUAGAGAAGGCUGUCCCGAUAAAAUAAGGGCUGAGGCGUGGAGAGUAUCAUUAUUAAGCCUCCUAGCAAGCUCUCCAUUUAUGUUAAGCGAAGCGAGCGCGAGAGAACGCGCGCGUAAGCGACGAAGCCUCGCCCCUCGCACUCGCGUCUCUUCGCGUCUCCUUUCGUAUACUGCUCUCGCGUGACUUCUCGAGACUUCGCCAAGUGGACAGCUCGCUCGCAGCCUAAUGAUUAUUUUCUAGAGGGGUCUUUGCCCAUCACCCCUGAUUACAACUGCAUGCGGCUCCUCUUUCUGAACUUCUGGACAUCUGUUCGAUUCAAUUACUUCGAGACAACGAGUUUGUUUAUCUAAGAACCAAUAAGUCAAAAUUAAUGUUGUAUCUAACGGUUUGUCUCUUUUUAGAGUCCCGCACAAGAGCAAUUGUUGGAUUUGAUCCAAACCAGUGGAGUAAGUGGUACAAAGAUGACCCUAAGCUGGCAAAUCUAGAAUUAAGAGAUCCAGGAAAACGUCUUGUUAAAGAUUCGCAGAAGUUUUUGGAUACCGGUGGAGAUGUGUACUUCCUCCUCAAAUCAGAUGUGCAAGGCGAACUGGAGAAGGUGCUUGACUACCUCAAGGACAGGAUGAAAGAAUUUUGUGGCGACAAUUUUGACGUAACAAAAUCACAACCUCCAAGCAAGGUAAAGUGCAGUUAAAGCACGAUAAUAUGUUUGCCCUACGUAAGAGUAUCAAGAUUCAAGAAUCUGUGAAUUUUUUGCUUUUGAUGUCUGGAAUCAUGGGCUUUGGAAUCCAGAAAACAGCUCAAGGAAUCGAAGAAAAGCAAUCUGUUUUUUCGUCGGUAGAAAAUUCUUUUAGCUCAGAAGGGAAGUGAGAUGGGAAAGGGUAGGAGGGAGGGGACUGGAGGGAAGGGCAACUCCAGAAUCAGACAAUCUACGCAUGGAUCAAAGCCAGCAGUUGACAAGGAUGACGCAGUCGCUAUGGCUUAACUAUUGACUUGGACGACCCCUAUUUUGGUUCAGUAAAAUCCCACAAAAAAGGACUAUCGGUUUGACUUGUCUUUUCCCUUUUUAGAGAAUUCUCCAAAACUCGUUUACUGACGGUGUGGCGAAUCCCUGUGAUGCUGAGAGCAUCAAGAGCUACAUAGUAAAGAACGAAGGUGCAGUAGCGGGCUACCCUGGCUCAACUUAUCUUCUUUCACAGAAGUUUGAAUUCAACUGGACAGUGCUGGGACAAAUGGACAAGGUACGGGCACAAUUUGAUUGAUUAAAGUGCCGUUAAGAGUUAAGAAUCUACCGUGAGCGCUAUGUUGAUACUUGAUCGCAAACUCACAUAUAAUUUAAUACGAUCGGACAUCCUUUACUAAGGCUUGAUAACAAAACUUAUGGAAAACCUUCUCUUAAUAUUAAUAUUUCGGGCGUAAAAUUUAAUUGUGGAAUAAACUAUUCAAAGAUAACAGAUUAUGGAAGAUCUCCGCAUUAAUAGGCGACAGAUGCAAUGGAACUUUGCAAAAAAACCUUUCUUAAGCGUUACAUUAAUUAUAUAUGCUGAUUAACUCUUUUAGAUCCAGAAAGAAGACAUGAUCGGAAGGAAAUCGGGAACUGACACGUUCAUUCCGCACACAGACAAGCGCGCGCACAUCACGUGUGUGCAUGUGGUGCAAGAUGUUCCACCAGUGAACGUGCUUACGCGCCAUCCGCGCGUAUUUCGCGUUUCUAUGCCGUACGGUCACGUGGAAAACGAACCUUCUAAGGAAGAGGGGCUGAUGUAUUUGCACAUGUGCAACAGAGUAGAGACAUUUAAAACAAUUCUUAAGAACAUCGCUGGUAACGACAAGGAAUCCAAGUUGGGCGAAGUUACUGUUGAUAAGUUGAUCAGUGCUGUGCAACCUCUUCAAGGAACUUUCUGGUAUGUGCCAAGUGCCGAGGAGCUAAAGUUACCAACUCUGAAGGAAAGAAGGUAACAGUUUUUUAGAUUCAUUUAUUAAUUUGUUUACAAACGUCGCCAAGAAGCCUGGAUAACUCACAGAGCAAGCUCCACCACGAGGUCCUGAAAAGUCUGUCCAGAUUUAUGACGGGGUUAAAAUACAAAUGCGCAACUUUAAUUUUUUGCCAAAGACUUUGACAUGGUGGGUGAUUUUGGUAGAUCUUUUCAAAGUGGAAGUGCAAAAAACGCCUUGCUGAAGUGCGGGCUACUCGGUGGAAGAAAAAAUAACAACAGAACUAAAUAAACAGCUAAACUAAAACUAAAUAAUCUGCUAAUUAUUUUCUCUGUUGUUAGCUGCCGUUUAGAAUUAUGUUAAAUUGAUAUUUUCCAGGUUCGAGCUGCUGGAUUUUUGGAAUGUACGAAGCCCGACCAAUGACUAUCUGUUCUACAAUCAGAGGGAGUACCUCUACCGCAUGACUACUGGCGGAUACAAUCCAGGGGACCCCCCUAGUGACCGAGUAUUGCGAUUGUUAGACUAUGCCUUUCUGCAAUGGAAUGAUCAGUGGUUCAAGCGCCGUGAAUUCCCCAAGUAUCCCCAUCUUUUGGAAAGGAUUUCACCAAAAAAGAAGGACGUUGUCCAAGGAUCUUCUAUCAUGAUCCGAAAAGGCUGGGCCAUCAAGGUACAUCUUGGGAACUUUACAACAUCGUUUGACACUGAGCUACACUGGGUCGGUCAAGGUGUUAUGUCGAACUGCACCAUGGGCUAUUGAGGUGGGAGGGGGAGGGGGAGGGGGAGGGGGGUGUGCUGGAAACGCCCCAUAGUAAACAAAGCUCACGGCGAAAGAGCUCAAUUCCCUUCACUUUACUUCGGUUUUAAAACAGUUUGCAACUGUUGUAAAGACUCUUAAGGGAAAGUAGGUAUUUUGCAAAGCUUUAUUCUGGGAAUUAUCCUGGGAGGCUUCGCCCCUAUGUUAAACCCGUCACCCAUUAAUAAUAAUACCAUUUUUCACGGAAAAGGUAUACCACCCAUUAAAAAAUGGUACCCUUUUCAAACACCUAAUUACCAACAGAGCAUCAUUUUUUUCUUAAACCUUUAAAAAUCAAGGUAAAAAAAGAUAAGGAGCGUCCGAAAUAUUUUAAUCAAAGACUCCUUUAAAUACCUAAAUGACAGAGUUGCCUUCUCCUUCAUGAACAUUCAAAAUCGUGAAAUCCUUACCCUUUCAGUUACCUAAAGUAGCUGUAAAAGGCAUUACUUUGGGGCAGAGUGUCCCAGUUUAGGCCAUUAUAGGUGAGAAGUGACUGAUUGUAAUUGUUGAUGUCUUAGGUGUCACUGGGAAGGCUACUUACGACAAACAAAAUCUCUAAGUUGGAAAAUCCAGCUUUCUUUGGCCGCAAAGCUGAUUCCUUUAGCAUUCACCCUGAUGAGAUUAUCGUGGGCAGAAUGCCUCCUUGUUUCUCGCUGGGACUUGGUAAAGCUGUCAUGCCUUAUUUACAUGAAGACGAGAAGAUGCCUGCUUUCUUCAAGGGACUCAGCGAGGCAGCAGGAAUGGGUCACGUGAUACCUGAUUAUGAGACGCUUUUGCAAAAAGGUGUGACUUUGACUUUACUUUCGUGCGUUCUCGGGCUACUGUUGCGGAGCUCAAAAAUGUGGUUUUGUCAGCUAAAUUCAUUAGUAAAUUCACAACAGUAAAGGGAUUUUAAAAUCCUUGGGGAUUUAGAGAAUAAACGGUUUUCCAUAUUUCGUUGAUUUAGAAAGAAACUUUAAUUUGUCAUGCAUUGGUUCGAAUGAUCCGCAAGAUUUAAAUGUUUAGUAACUGAUUUAGCCUCGGUAAGAACUAAAUUAUGGCACCAUUAAAUGGGAUUAAACCAUCACAAAUUCUAAAUAAAUUUUUUCUCAUGUAUUCAGGUUUGGCCAAGAUGAAACAAGAAAUGAGCGCAAACAAGGGGGACACUAAGGAACAGCAAGAGUUUGUUACCUCGUGCAUGCACACGCUGAAUGGAGUACAGAAGUACAUUAGAAACUUUGGUUUCUUGGCUGGAUACAUGGCUCAGAAAAAUGAAUUCGCCUUGUCGAACGCCCAGAGAGAUAACUUGAAGAAGGUAUCAGUAAAACUGGUGAUUUAUGCCGUUACAUGACUAGCAACAAUCUCGUGGAAUUGCUAACACAUGUACAUGAGGGGAUGUAUAGUAGCUGGUGGGCGAUACCGUUUUAAUUCCUAGGGAGGUUUUAUUGGACUCCUGACUGAUAAAUCGACCCUCCUUCUCCGCAAACCUUCAGCUAUGCACCCCUGCGUAUCACAACCCUAUUUCCUUUAUAAAGUUACCUUGAAUCCCAUGUUAAGUUCUGAUAAUCUAUACUAUAGUUAGAAAGCAUAUUAAGACUUGUAGGCUGAACGAUAACUACGAACAACGUCACACUAAUUUAAAAAGCACGCUCGGAACUUCCAUAUUUACUCCCAGGCUGUUUUCUGUCUCCUAAGGUUGAAGCCAGAAUGAAAAAGAUCGCAACUGACCGCCCUGAGACGUUUGUUGAAGCUGUUCAACUGCUGUAUUCGUUUCACUGCUGUCUGCAUCUCACAGGAGAGCCCACAUCAAUCGGCCGCCUUGAUCAAAUGUUGGAACCAUUCCUCCAGGGGACCCCUGCUGAGGAGGCACAAGAAAUAAUCGACUGUUUGUUCGUGAAGCUUUGUGAGCAUGCGCACCUCAACGCACGGCUGCUGAAUGAUUUAGGAACCUGGGGGAUGACAGCCGUGCCUUAUGCUAGUACAGGCAUGUUUGCUAAUGGGGAUACUAUUAACCAGUGGGUACAACAGGUGAGAACACUACAUAUAACAUUACAUGAUGCGACCACACGACAUGAAACGACACCCACUCAAACCUUAUUGGAACCUCUCCCAAAUGACCGCGAACAAUUUUUGGUGUGAAAGUUUUAUAAUUUUUUUUUACUGUUUUUAGUCUCUUCUAGGCGACGACUUGACUGAUUGUUUGAUCUCAUUUUCCCUGUAUGCACUACGCUAUUCUACUUAAAGUGUACAAAAAUCUUUUGGUGACAACAUGACAGUGCAAUUAUCGUAAUGCCUGUUUCAGGAAGAGACCCCAUGUACUUUAACCUCUAAAUCCUAGCAUUUUCGGUUCGGUAGCCUACAGUGGAUAGGUUCGAAAAACGAAAGGUCGAUCAUCGGCGUAUGACUACUAUACUGAGCUAACUGGAAUAGUUGUUGCUAUAAAAUACAGUGCCAACACCUUGAUAAGGAUAGGACGUAAAAAGUCAAGUCUUAGUAUUUCUCCUUAACCCUUUCACUGCCCAAAUGUAGCCAAAGGCAAAUUUCGACCAGAUUUCCGAAUUUCAUUUUGUAAAAUUUUGAAAAACAAAUAGCACCGUGUGAAAGAACAGGCAGAGAGGUUUCAUUUGAGUGGUCACAUCAUAGGAUUUCGUCCACAGACUCAAAAGUUAGAGUCACCUUACAAAACUCCGUCAAACACUCUGAAAGGGUUCAUAUUGUACUUCGUUCAUUGCAGAUCACCGUGGGUGGUUACAAAGCUAAUGACGCAAGCGCUCCUGAGGACGGAUGUAAUGCAAUCACCCUGAUGUGUCUGAAAGCGUCACGAAGACUUCCUCUCACUGCUCCAUGUUUGUCUCUGAGAAUGCACAAAAACAUGCCCACAGAGGUAAUUGAUUGUCUUCAGCUUGGGGGUAUCUUCAUACAGCGUAUUUUUUAAUCGUAUGUUCAAUUGCGCAAUCUAAGGAUGUAUAUAUACUCUUUACUUAACACAAAUGGGAGGACUAACAUAUCAUCUGCAUUCAGUUUCAAAAUCAAAAACAACCGUCGAGUCAGUCUUAAAGUUUUCCAAUCGGGUUCAGGAGCUCUGAAUGAAUUACUUCUCAGACCACUUUCGUAUUGUGACACUUGCAUGACACGUAAAGAGUUCUGCGGAGGAAUUGAUCGCUAUUAAUAACCAACUCCUGCAUUUGUUUUGAAUAGGUUCUUAAAGAGGCAGCUAAAACCGCACUUAGCGGAGGAGCUCAUCCUGUGCUUCUUCACGAUGACAGCCUUAUCGAGGGCCUUCAGAAAGCCGGUACCCCGGAUUUACCAGUGAGCCUGAAAAGCGCGCGAAACUAUGCUUGCGACGGCUGCUACGAGCCUAUUUUUCCAGGCGAGACUGACUUCUCAUUGGCCUAUAUAGCUCUGCUGCAGGUACUGGAAAUGGCAAUCAAUCAUGGAUCCACUUACGCCUUAGCUGGUCCUGCUUACCUGGAAGGAGCUCCCCAGUCACUGCCUACUGUACCUCCAGAGGAAAUAAGCAGUUUUGAGCAGGUGUGAAUAUUCACUCUCAAAAGUCAAAGUCAAAGUCAUUUUCGUUUUGUUAAAUGCUGAAAACAUAUAUGUACUAUUCAAAAAGUUUUAUUUGAAUGAUCACAUUGCCGGAUUUCAUACUGACUGAAGGAGGAUUCAUGCUGAGGAGGAAUGUAAACGUUCAAAAUUCCAGUAUUUUGUCCACAAACUCAAAAGAAGACUCGAUCAUCCACUCUGGGUGUAAAGGGUUAACCUUUUUGUCUCUUGUAUAGUCAUGCGACCCUUUCACCAAAAAAAAAAAAAAAAAAAUACUCAAGCUACAGAUCUCCCGCUCACAAAUGCCAAAUAUCUUGCUUAAGCCCCGUGCAAACGAACGCAAUAUUGUUGGAUGUUACAUGUUGCGUCCGUUUACCCAACCUGUUGCAUGUUGUUGCGCGAAGUUUGAAACCGGGCAAACGUUUAGCUACGUGCAAACGGACGCAACAACUCCCAACAUUGCUGGGCCAACAAGUUGGGAGUUGUUGCGUCCGCUUCCAAGUAGCUUUGCAUUUCUUUUCUCUUCACUUAGCUCAAGGAAUUGUUUGCCCUUCACCUGCGCGUGCGCACAGAGUACAACAUUUUCCUCCUGCUAAUCAACUACGGCAACAUUGUUGAGUUCUGCCCCAGCCCACUGCUCUCGUCUGUCAUCCGUGGCUGCCUGGAAACAAAGCGCGACAUUUACAAUGGAGGUGCUAAUUACGCCUUAAUCGGAGUGCAGUUCAUUACUUUCGCCAACACAGUGGACGCACUCUACGCAAUUAAAAGGCUGUGUUUUGAUCAUGACUCGGCAGUCAUUUCCUUGUCCGAGAUGGUUCGCUGUCUGAAGUGUGACUGGGGAUUCAACAUGCAAGAGCCAUUCCACGACGACCUCGCUGGCAACACGCGUGGCCAGAGGCUAUCUGACACCUACCAGGAAGUCCGAGAGAGAGCUCUGCUGUUGCCGAAAUUUGGAACAGCCGAGGCAGCCGAAAAUGUGGACAUUCAGAAUAUCACCAGGUGAGCAGCCUGAGUCAGGCAAUAUGUGUUUUACAAUACGUUUUGGUGGUCUCUAUGUUUAAAAAGCCAUGGCUACGUUUGAACGUCCUUUUCGAUAUGUUAUUGUGGGUGGAUCCUUAGUGAUGUACAUGAAGAUAUAUAUGCUGCAAACAAAAUUCUUUGUGUCAUUUGCGAGACGGGGUAGGGAUGAGACAAUGACAGUCCUUGGUGCUGUGGGGUUGCACAUCACCCAUCUUAUUUUUCAAGCAAUUAACUGAUCUGUCGAAGAAAAUUACAAAGUUUUUGAUUUCUAGCACCACGCUAUUCCAAUAGAUUGCAAGUACGUUGUUAUUUAAUUUGUGAAGCCAUUUUGUUGGAAAAAAAACUUAAAAAAGAAUAAAACUUGUGGUUAAGAGUUUUUAACGUCCUGGUCAUUCAAAGCGUAAACAGGACUAAAACGAAAAAAAGACUACAAAGAGAGAGGGUUUGCGAGGAGUCCUAUUUUUAUAGCCUAUGGAAAACCAACCAUUGACCAACAGGGCUUAAUUUAAAUACCUACAUGUGAAAAUUACAAACCUUUUGUGGGUAGUAGUAUAAACCCGUGAUAUUUGGCAUAAAUACCACUCGUGAUAUUUCAAAAUUGUCUCUUUCAAAAUUGGGUUUGCGAGAUAUUUAUGCCAAAUUUCACUACAAAAUAUUACUUAAUAUUACUUAAUAAGUCAUCUCUACCUUCCCAGUUGGUUGGCUGAUCAAGUUGCAAAUGUGACCCAGAAGGUGGCCGGGAUGCACCAGACGGUCAACCGCUGAAGGACCUCAUCAGCGGCUUGAAAAAGAAAUACUCAGUUCCUGGAGCACCAUUUGACGUUCUGCUACCGACAGGAUCCGGGACAUUUGAAGGAUACGUCGGGUGGGGAGCAGGGUGCGGUGCAUCUGCUGACGGACGGCGCUCGGGCUCACCUGUAGCUUCCGACAUUGGUGCCGCUCCAACUCCAUUGGACAAGCCUGCCACCGCCAAAAGCUCGGAAAUAUAUAAGUAAGAAAGCAUUCUAUAUCAGGGACUGGUUGUUUAAAAGUUGGUAGAGCUUUCCACCGGAUAAAUCGCUCUCUAGUGGACAACGCUAUCCACUUUUUAAACAACCAGCACCAGGAUGUUUAUUUGAGGCAAAAACCUUUAACUUUUUUAUGAAAAGAGUUUGUUCUUGUUUAGAUUUGGCUCUGACUUUAGUGUCUGAGAAUGAGAUCCCUAUGUGCCAUCAUUCAUACAAAGUUUAUCAGCAGUACUUUAACGUGGAACUGUUUCGUAUGCUCUUUUAUUGGCUAUUGAGAUGAUUCCAUGUGACUAUUGUAAUCGAAACUAUACAGAAUAACUUUCAUGUGGUGAGGGUGAAAAAAAUGCUGCUAAUCUCGUGCUGUGAUUUAUUAUCGGAAAAACGUUGUACAUGAUCCCAGCCAGGUAUACGUUUUCUUUCUCUCUUUUUCCCAAUCUAGGUCGAUGAAGUGCUGGGAUUUGCCUUCUAUCAAGGUUGGUUUUGCUAAUGGGGCCGAGAUAGGUCUGAAGAUCGAUGAGAAAUUCAGGGAAGGCGAUUUGGUCACCUUCUUGAAGAAUUAUGCUGACGGAAACGGCAUCGGGGGAAAUAUCAUAACAAGUAGGUUGCUUAUAAAGUACACAAUGGAAAAUAACACUUCAAAUAAAGCAAUGUUCUGAAAUGAAUUGGUUUGAAGCCUGACAAAAAUUCUUCGCUAUCCGUCAUAUCGUCACUUCUUGUCUCCGUGGUUGAUAAGCCAUGAAACACUCUCUCUCGUGGUUAACAGGGAGUGGAAGCAAAGACGUUUUUUAGCGACGCACGUCCAACGGAAGUGAGGCAUUUUCCCUUUUAAUAUGCCUUGACCCUAACAAAUUUGAAUUGCUAAGAGUCUUUGCGUUCAUAGAGACGAUUUGUCCGAAAAAGAGUGCAAAAUAAUCACUUCCGGUUGAUCAUGACGAGCGUCGCUUAAAAACCUCUUUGCUUAAAGGAGCUGUGUCACGAAAUUCAGCCAAAUUAGGUAUUACAAAUGCCCGUUAAAUUAAGAGAAACAUAAACAUAACCGCUUAAAACAGUAAAGGAAGGUUAAAAUAACACAACAGAUACAAAAGAUUCCACCGAUGGGCAAAAGUGAAGAAGAUUAAAACGGAUUGAAAUUAGUGUUUUUGAAAACUGUUCAGCCUAACAGUUUUUCAAAGUUGAUCUCUGCUGUUUGCAACUUUAAAAAUAAUGCUCAGGAGACAUAUUUGUUUGUCUCGAAUCUCUGAUUUUGUCAUUUACAUGUAAUUUCUUUGCUUGCUUUAAGUUUCAUAGCGAUUGAGGGCAAGUAAUUGGCAAAAUAAAACAAAAUGAACUGGACUGCCGCGACACAGCCCCUCUAAAACUCCCUUAUAAUUAUUUCAUAACCAAACGUAAGGGUAAACCACUGUCAUCUUUCUAAUAUGUUACAUUUUUACUGCAGUUACCUGUUCCGACCCCGAGACCUUCUCCAAUGCUCAGAAAAAUCCUGAGAAGUACGAUCUGAUCCGUGUGCGUACAGGAGGCUGGGGCGAGUUUUUCAUCACCUUCUUCACUGCUCAUCAGAAGCACAUGGAAAGGAGGCUUUACUAUCACGUGGCCUAAAGUUCCACUCGCAGAUACCGGCUUUUUUAAAUCUGGAAUAAGGAAUUUGCUUAAUAGAUGAAGUAAUGGUGAAGUGCAAUUACAUGAAAUCCAAAAUUCAAUAAAUGCAGAAGUGAAACUGACUGAUCAUAUGUGUUCUCUUUUGUCCCCAACCAAAUAAACUUUUAUUUCUGCUUUGAAAAUUACAGAGAUAUCAAGACCUUGACAGUAUACCUCAACUGGUUCGCCCAAAGUAUUUCUGCUUUAGAAAAAAAAUUGCUAACGAGUCUAACGGUUAUGAAACCUGUUAGACUCCUUUGUUAUAUGUUUUUGUUAGCUUUUUUGGGACCUGACCGUACACAACGUUCAAUGGAAUCCCUAUCAUUUUGAACUCACUGACCAAUAGAAACAUCGCAUUAAUUUAUUCGGUCACAAUUAUUUUGUGAAAGGAUUGUGGACGGUCAGUGAGCUUUCAACAGAUAAGACAACUUUAUUAUAUCUCUUCAGGAUAUCUCUAUUUACAAAAAUCUUUGUACAAAAUUAUUCCUGAACAUGUAACUACAGCAUAAACUACAUCACCGUUGUUUUCAACUUUGAUGUUUGCCGGUUUCCAUAACCAGUCUCCUCUACUAUAAACCAUGAAUAGAUAAAAACGCUUUGGAGAUGUCACUUUGUUGUUCAGAAAAUAAACCUUUUUCAAAAAUUGGUCGUCCAGCACUGCUGGCCACAUGCAUAGAUUGCUAAUACCAUACCUUAUCGUGGUUUCAUUAAAGACUGAGCUAGCAGAGCAGUUGAUUUGAUCCACGAUGAAUUGCCGUUUCAAGUUGUCGCACGUGCGUCGUAAUGGAGCGAAACGAUCUUCUUUUGCUCGCUUCAGUUGCCUGUAUUCUUAAGGUGGUAAUGAUUUGAAAUAUUAACAUCACUCAGCUGAGAAUAAUUGCAACUUCUGACACUGAGAGAGGUGAGUGCCGCAACUGCCUCUACCUCUGCUAAUGUGCUUCGAUCGGUUUAUGACAGUAACAUAUUCUCACUACCAACAAUACACAUGAAUCUACAUUGAGAUAUGAAGAGGUGAAAAUGGUCGCUGUUCACAGGGGUGGACAGCGGUACAUUCACGUGCAUCGAAGGCAGUGCACGGUGCCAUGCCUGGAGGGGUGGGAGGGUGGGUCGCUGACCACCCUCUGAGAUGUUAUUAGACAAAUGCACACAACAAGAAGAAUGGUGGUAAUAUAUACAACGCUAGGAAUUGUGGGAUAUCUGUUGAUAUGAAAAUAUUCCUGCUUUAUUUCAGGUACUGAAAACAGAAUUCUAGGUCUCAAAUGUAGUAAAAUCGUGUGACGUCAACACGCGGCUCCCUGCUGAUUCCUGAGCAGGUCAAAGCCCCACACGUGACAGCUAAAAAGGCAGUUUAUCCAUCCUUGCAGCUUAAAAUAAUGUUUAAUAAAAUUUGUUAAUUGAGUGGAAAGCAAACAAAGAAGGCCCUUUAACAGCUUUACUUUGACCAAAAAAAGGAAAGAAAAAGAUUGUUUAUUACUACCGCUAACUAAUCAGAAUUGGCACCUCUCAAGGAGCAUGACUAAUGAGCCUUUAAUUCAAGUUUCCCGGGAAAUGCAAAUAUCAUUUUUAACGUUAAAGGAAUGUCAGAAAACGUGCCACGAUGCCAUUCGUGAAAGAAUAAAUAGGAUUGCUUCUUUCACAAGUUCCCCCGGCUUAGAUCUUCAACUUAGACAUUUUAUCCUUCACUUGCGUGUUCUAAAAUUUAAUUGCUUUAAGCUGACAUUGCUUGAAAAAGGUUUUAUUUGUUCACAAGAUGGAUGAUUGAUGAAUCGUCUACACGUCAGUCGUACGUAUUGAACCUUGAAUUAACUAAAACGAAAAAGGUCAAUUUUAACCAAAUUACUUUUAAUAUAAUCAGUCGUUUGUCCCCACACCCAUCCUUUAUAUACUCUCCUGUGACUGAGGUUCAAUUAUUUUGUUGCAGAUUCAAUGAUGGGCAUGAGAAUAAGUUAGAAUAGAACUAUAUUUACAAGCUGCAUUCAUGGUUUCAGACGUCCAAAUUAAUGAAUUCAAAGGAAACGUGACUGUAUGAAAAAGUGUUUGCCAACUAGACGUCCUAUUCACCAUUUACUGUCUGAACUUUAACAUAUUAAAAUUGAAAUGUGCUUUUAAUUGGUUUUCUUUGUUUAACAUUUCACUGAAGUCGUCUGUAAGUCUGAUUAUACUGCCACUGGGCGGGGACGGUUCUAUAUAGUUUCCGGGUGGUUCAACUGAGACCUCUUAGCUGAGCUUCCAAAGACUACAGUCACAACAAAACCCCCGUACAAUUGCCAACUGGCGCAACGAAAAAAAAAAAUGGUUAAAUUUCACCAGCCACUAAAAUAACACUUUGAUUUGCCUCUCAUAAGAAUACUGGAACCGUAUUACCGAGAACUAAAAUUUCCAGCAAGAUAUAUCCUUCCCGACCCUUAAAAACUUAUUCAGCACCCCGUUUCAACAUAUCCAAUGUAUUUCCCUGAGACCAGACUAUGUCAAUCUAAAGGUUGAAAGUGGUUUAUUUUAUUCAAAAGAUCUUCAGUUGUUUGUGCAUCUUGUGGUGUUAACACCUACAGUUACAGGCUACAAAGAGGUAAGAAAUUUCAAGCUGGGUGUGUCAAUUGUUAGUGGUACUGAGUAACAUUCCAUUUAUAAAAAUUCGGAGUCAAAAAUCUGAUCGGCAGAAUCGAAUUUGUAAGUUAACAGAAUUGAAGUCGCAAGAAUGAUUGUCAAAACGUAUGGCUCCGUCGUUUUACGUUUAACGAGAACUAGAUUGUGGCAGUCGCAAACAGAAGCGUAUAAUCCAUGUACUUGUGAGAAAGGAGAAUUGUUACUCUUAAAGUAAAUCUGGUUAUAGAUAUAUAAUGUACUUUUAACGACUAAUUAAUGAUUGCAAUUACUAUUAACUUGCUACGUGGCGAAAGAAAACAAAAAAGAAUUGCGCUGUUAAUAAACGAAGUGAAUUCAAACUCUCCGUUAUAAAAUAGCCAUAGCUUAAACUGUCUUCUUUUCAAAACGUUCUAUGAUAAAAGUUUUUUUCGCUGCAUUGAACUGAAUGCCAAUAAAAGACCCCCGUGGUAUGUGUCAUAAUUCUAAUAUAAAUAGAAAUACUGUAAUUGAAAUGCAAGAUCGGUUGAAAGAAAUCCUUUUAAUUAUAGAUUGUAUUCCCCUAGCUAUAGUUCGUACGUUUCGGGGAUUAAAUAUAGCUGCAGGCAGUGAAUUUUUCGUGAUCUUUGAAAUUGACUGAUCCGUCAUUGAUGACUUCUUCGUUCAAAGUUUUUUUUUCACCGCGCGCUUAUUGAAAAAUUGUUACCAAGACACAUGACUUAAGUCAGAAGAAUUUUGUACCAACGGGCUUUGUUUAACCUUUGCUAUGUCUAUUAAAAGAUUGCAUAGACGCGCGACCAACGUGAAUAUUGCGCAAAAAAGAGAGAAUUUGCAUUUAAUUGUGUUUGAGAGCGAGAAUGUUUUCAUUCUAACUUAUACCGUUGAAUAGAUUUUAUAUAUUGCCUUAACUGAAAUAUAUCCUUUCCGAUUAUUUUAGAGGACUCACUCUGACUAAUUGGGAAAGAUGAGCUCUCAGGUAGGCAGAGAAUUAUUUAUAUGCAGACCCAGCUUAUCAUGGUAUGCCAAUUUGUUCAAAACAAAACGCUACGGGGGAUCAUUUCAGAAUGAGUUCUUCAUCUGAUGUUUCAGAGGUUGGUAAGGAAAAUGAAUAAGAGACAGACGGCGUGAUAAUUACGUCACGUCAUAGCUACAUGUACAGUCCCAAAAAAAUGUUUCGGGAAAAUUUACCUAGAUUUCCGGAAAAGUGGCUGGUGAUCGAGCUAAGGCUCGCUUACCUAAUAGUUUGCUAGCCUGCAGUGCAGGCGUAUUUUGAGCGGGCGAAAGCUGCUUGUUUAUGUUCGUACUGUUGUAAGUGCCAUCUUUGUUAUGCCGAAGGAAGAUUAGGGAGAGUAAAAACAGUAACCCUAAGGGUAGGUGCUAGGGCGAAAGAAGGAAAAAGGGGAGGGGGAGGGGAGAAAAAUAUACUCUUUCUCUUCUCUCUUCCCGCCCCCUACCCCACUCGUUUUGACUCGCCCCAUUUUCUCCCAUCCUUUUAACAUGCGCUUCCGCGAGAAAAACAUUCGCGCGCCCGAAGAAAACGCCUGCACCGCAGGCUAAUAGUUUGCAAACUUUACUUGUGCCUUAGAGUUCCAACAGGAAUGGCGGGAGGAGUCGGGACAGAUGGCUAGUUCUUCUAACAUCAUGUUGAGGAAUUCGUAUUUGAUCAUACAUUUCUUUAAUGUCUACCCUCUCGACUACUCUGGUCUUUUGAAUGUCACCACUCCCAAUCUCUUAAUUAAACAAUAAGUUAAAUUAUUUAACAUUGGGAAGAAUUGAGAAGACCACGGUUUUUUUCUCGAUUUAAGACAUUCAGAGUAUCUGCUCUAUUUAAAAUGAAAUUGUUGAAGAUAGUGCCUCUAGCAUUUUCUUUUUUCCCGUUGAAGACGAAAUGUUGAUUGAGAGGGCCUCAAGCAUAAAAUGUGUCUAAACCUAAACCGGUCCGUAAAAACGCCGUGACAUAGGCCUAGUAUGGGAGUUGCUCGCUCCGGGUUAUGGGCUUCCGUUUUUGUUCUGUUUGGAACGAAAUCAUAGAAGACAGGAGAAGUUAUUAUUCACGUUUAUGCUUUUUUAGAACGAAUUCAAAGAGGAUGAAGUCCUGCACAAGGCUCAGCGAGGCUUAUUCUUCGGAAAACCCAAAUUUGGCAUUUUUGUGCUCGCGCGUUACAAGAAAGGGUUGGAUGUGGAUCGGGAGCAUAGUGGCAUUGUGACUGCAGCCUGUGAUGUGAUCAAAUACGCGCUAAAGCUGGAGGAGAGCAGUGGAAGCGGUAAGGAGGAAAUAUUUACAGAAAGUAAAAGAUUUCUCUGCUUAAAAAUAGAUAAAAUAAGAGCAGUGACGACCGACUUUAGAAAAGGCGGUCCCGAUAAAAUAAGGGCUGAGGCGUAGGGAGUAUCAUUAUUAAGCCUCCUAGCAAGCUCUCCAUUUAUGUUAAGCGAAGCGAGCGCGAGAGAAUGCGCGCGUAAGCGACGAAGCCUCGCCCCUCGCACUCGCGUCUCGUCGCGUCUCUUUUCGUAUACUGCUCUCGCGUGACUUCUGGCGACUUCCCCAAGUGGACAGCUCGCUCGCAGCCUAAUGAUUAUUUUCUAGAGGGGUUUUGCCCAUCACCCCUGAUUACAACUGCAUGCGGCUCCUCUUUCUGAACUUCUGGACACCUGUUCGAUUCAAUUACUUCGAAACAACGCGUUUGUUUAUCUAAGAACCAAUAAGUCAAGAUCAAUGUUAUACAUCUAACGGUUUGUCUCUCAAUAAUUUUUAGAGUCCCGCACGAGAGCAAUUGUUGGAUUUGACCCAAACCAGUGGAGUAAGUGGUACAAAGAUGACCCUCAGCUGGCAAAUUUAGAAUUAAGAGAUCCAGGAAGACGUCUUGUUAAAGAUUCGCAGAAAUUUUUGGAUACCGGUGGCGAUGUGUACUUUCUCCUCAAAUCAGAUGUGCAAGGCGAGCUGGAGAAGGUGCUUGACUACCUCAAGAACAGGAUGAAAGAAUUUUGUGGCGACAAUUUUGACGUAACAAAAUCACAACCUCCAAGCAAGGUAAAGUGCAGUUAAAGCACGAAAAUGUGUUCGCACUAUGUAAGUGUAUCAAGAUUCAGGAAUAUGGGAACUGUUUUUGCUUUUGAAAUCUGGAAUCGUGGGCUUUGGAAUCCAGAAAACAGCUCAAGGAAUCAAAGAAAUAUAAUCUGUUUUUUCGUCGGUAGAAAAUUCUUUUAGCCCAGAAGGGAAGUGAGAUGGGAAGGGGUAGGAGGGGAAGAGCAACUCUAGAAUCAGACAAUCUGUGGAUCAAAGCCAGAAGUUGAGAAGGAUGACGCAGUCACUAUGGCUUAACUAUUGACUUGGACGACCCCUAUUUUGGUUCAGUAAAAUCCCACAAAAAAGGACUAUCGGUUUGACUUGUCUUUUCCCUUUUUAGAGAAUUCUCCAAAACUCGUUUACUGACGGUGUGGCGAAUCCCUGUGAUGCUGAGAGCAUCAAGAGCUACAUAGUAAAGAACGAAGGUGCAGUAGCCGGCUACCCUGGCUCAACUUAUCUUCUUUCACAGAAGUUUGAAUUCAACUGGACAGUGCUGGGACAAAUGGACAAGGUACGGACACAAUUUGAUUGAUUAAAGUACCGUUAAGAGUCAAGAAUCUACCGUGAGCGCUAUGUUGGCACUUGAUUGCAAACUCACAUAUAAUUUAAUACAAUCGGACAUCCUUUACUAAGGCUUGAUAACAAAACUUAUGGAAAACCUUCUCUUAAUAUUAAUAUUUCGGGCGUAAAAUUUAAUUGUGGAAUAAACUAUUCAAAGAUAACAGAUUAUGGAAGAUCUCCGCAUUAAUAGGCGACAGAUGCAAUGGAACUUUGCAAAAAAACCUUUCUUAAGCGUUACAUUAAUUAUAUAUGCUGAUUAACUCUUUUAGAUCCAGAAAGAAGACAUGAUCGGAAGGAAAUCGGGAACUGACACGUUCAUUCCGCACACAGACAAGCGCGCCCACAUCACGUGUGUGCACGUGGUGCAAGAUGUUCCACCAGUGAACGUGCUUACGCGCCAUCCGCGCGUAUUUCGCGUUUCUAUGCCGUACGGUCACGUGGAAAACGAACCUUCUAAGGAAGAGGGGCUGAUGUAUUUGCACAUGUGCAACAGCGUCGAGACAUUUAAAACAAUUCUUAAGAACAUCGCUGGUAACGACAAGGAAUCCAAGUUGGGUGAAGUUACUGUUGAUAAGUUGAUCAGUGCUGUGCAGCCUCUUCAAGGAACUUUCUGGUAUGUGCCAAGUGCCCAGGAGCUAAAGUUACCAACUCUGAAGGAAAGAAGGUAAGAGUAUUUUUAGUUUCAUUUAUUAAUUUGCUUACAAACUUCGCCAAGAAGCCUGGAUAACUCACAGAGCAAGCUCCACCACGAGGUCCUGAAAAGUCCAGAUUUAAUCAUUUCUGUAUACAGUGUGUUACUUUAAUUUUUUGCCAAAGACUUUGAAAUGGUGUGUGAAUUUAGUAGAUCUUUUCAAAGUGGAAGAACAAAAAACGCCAUGCUGAAAAGCGGGCUACUUUGUGGAAGAAAAAACAACAACAGAACUAAAUAAACAGCUUGCAUAUUUAAUCUGCCAAUUAUUUCCUCUGUUGUUAGCUGCCGUUUAGAAUUAUGUUAAAUUGAUAUUUUCCAGGUUCGAGCUGCUGGACUUUUGGAAUGUACGAAGCCCGACCAAUGACUAUCUGUUCUACAAUCAAAGGGAGUACCUCUACCGUAUGACUACUGGCGGAUACAACCCAGGGGACCCCCCUAGUGACCGAGUAUUGCGAUUGUUAGAUUAUGCCUUUCUGCAAUGGAAUGAUCAGUGGUUCAAGCGCCGUGAAUUCCCCAAGUAUCCCCACCUUUUGGAAAGGAUUUCACCAAAAAAGAAGGACGUUGUCCAAGGAGCUUCUAUCAUGAUCCGAAAAGGCUGGGCCAUCAAGGUACAUCUUAGGAAUUUUACGACAUCGUUUGACACUGAGCUACACUGGCUCGGUCAAGGUGUUAUGUCGAACUGCACCAUGGGCUAUUGAGGUGGGAGGGGGAGGGGGAGGGGGGUGUGCUGGAAACGCCUUAUAGUAAACAAAGCUCACGGCGAAAGAGCUCAAUUCCCUUCACUUUACUUCGGUUUUAAAACAGUUUGCAACUGUUGUAAAGCCUCUUAAGAGAAAGUAGGUAUUUUGCAAAAUUUUAUUCCGGGAGGCUUCGCCCCUAUGUUAAACCCGUCACCCAUUAAUAAUAAUACUAUUUUUCACGGAAAAGGUAUACCAUCCAUUAAAAAAUGGUACCCUUUUUAAACACCUAAUUACCAACAGAGUAUCAUUUUUUUCUUAAACCUUUAAAAAUCAAGGUUAAAAAAAGAUGAGUAGCGUCCGAAAUAUUUUAAUCAAAGACUCCUUUAAAUACCUAAAUGACAGAGUUGCCUUCUCCUUCAUGAACAUUAAAAAUCGUGAAAUCCUUACCCUUUCAGUUACCUAAAGUAGCUGAAAAAGGCAUUACUUUAGGGCAGAGCGUCCCAGUUUAGGCCACUAUAGGUGAGAAGUGACUGAAAUUGUAAUUGUUGAUGUCUUAGGUGUCAUUGGGAAGGCUACUUACGACAAACAAAAUCUCUAAGUUGGAAAAUCCAGCUUUCUUUGGCCGCAAAGCUGAUUCCUUUAGCAUUCACCCUGAUGAGAUUAUCGUGGGCAGAAUGCCUCCUUGUUUCUCGCUGGGACUUGGUAAAGCUGUCAUGCCUUAUUUACAUGAAGACGAGAAGAUGCCUGCUUUCUUCAAAGGACUAAGCGAGGCAGCAGGAAUGGGUCACGUGAUACCUGAUUAUGAGACGCUUUUGCAAAAAGGUGUGACUUUGACUUUACUUUCGUGAGUUCUCGGGCUACUGUUGCGGAGCUCAAAAAUGUGGUUUUGUCAGCUAAAUUCAUUAGUGAAUUCACAACAGUAAAGAGAUUUUAAAACCCUUGGGGAUUUAGAGAAUAAACGGUUUUCCAUAUUUCCUUGAUUUAGAAAGAAACUUUAAUUUGUCAUGCAUUGGUUCGAAUGAUCCGCAAGAUUUAAAUGUUUAGUAACUGAUUUAGCUCCGGUAAGAACUAAAUUAUGGCACCAUUAAAUGGGAUUAAACCAUCACAAAUUCUAAAUAAAAUUUUUCUCUUGUAUUCAGGUUUGGCCAAGAUGAAACAAGAAAUGAGCGCAAACAAGGGGGACACUAAGGAACAGCAAGAGUUUGUUACCUCGUGCAUGCACACGCUGAAUGGAGUACAGAAGUACAUUAGAAACUUUGGUUUCUUGGCUGGAUACAUGGCUCAGAAAAAUGAAUUCGCCUUGUCGAACGCCCAGAGAGAUAACUUGAAGAAGGUAUCAAUAAAACUAGUGAUUUAUGCCGUUACAUGACCAGCAACAAUCUCGUGGAAUUGCUAACACAUGUACAUGAGGGGAUGUAUAGUAGCGGGUGGGCGAUACCGUUUUAAUUCCUAGGGAGGUUCUAUUGGCCUCCUGACUGUUGGUAAAUCGACCCUCCUUCUCCGCAAACCUUCAGCUAUGCACCCCUGCGUAUCACAACCCUAUUUCCUUUAUAAAGUUACCUUGAAUCCCAUGUUAAGUUCUGAUAAUCUAUACUAUAGUUAGAAAGCAUAUUAAGACUUGUAGGCUGAACGAUAACUACGAACAACGUCACACUAAUUUAAAAUGCACGCUCGGAACUUCCAUAUUUACUCCCAGGCUCUUUUCUGUCUCCUAAGGUUGAAGCCAGAAUGAAAAAGAUCGCAACUGACCGCCCUGAGACGUUUGUUGAAGCUGUUCAACUGCUGUAUUCGUUUCACUGCUGUCUGCAUCUCACAGGAGAGCCCACAUCAAUCGGCCGCCUUGAUCAAAUGUUGGAACCAUUCCUCCAGGGGACCCCUGCUGAGGAGGCACAAGAAAUAAUCGACUGUUUGUUCGUGAAGCUUUGUGAGCAUGCGCACCUCAACGCACGGCUGCUGAAUGAUUUAGGAACCUGGGGGAUGACAGCCGUGCCUUAUGCUAGUACAGGGAUGUUUGCUAAUGGGGAUACUAUUAACCAGUGGGUACAACAGGUGAGAACACUACAUGUAACAUUACAUGAUGCGACCACACGACAUGAAGCGACACCCACUCAAACCUUAUUGGACCUCUCGCAAAUGACUGCGAACAAUUUUUGGUGUGAAAGUUUUAUGAUUUUUUUUUUAUUGUUUUUAGUCUCUUCUAGGCGACGACUUGACUCAUUGUUUGAUCUCAUUUUCCCUGUAUGCACUACGCUAUUCUACUUAAAGUGUACAAAAAUCUUUUGGUGACAACAUGACAGUGCAAGUAUCGUAAUGCCUGUUUCAGGAAGAGACCCCAUGUACUUUAACCUCUAAAUCCUAGCAUUUUGGGCGGUAGCCUAGCUAGGUUCGACUGUACGGUGGAUCCUUUUUGGUCCCCACACAAAAACGAAACCAGUCAUCGGCGUAUGACUACUAUACUGAACUAACUGGAAUUAUGCUGUUGCUAUAAACUAGUGCCAACACCUUGAUAAGGAUAGGACGAAAAAAGUCAAAUGUUAGUAUUUCUCCUUAACCCUUUCACUGCCAAAUGUAGCCAAAGGCAAAUUUCGACCAGAUUUCCAAAUUUCAUUUCGUACAAUUUUGAAAAACAAAUAGCACCGUGUGAAAGUACAGGCAUAGAGCUCUCUUUUGAAUGGUCACAUAGGAUUUCCUCCACAUUCUCAAAAGUUAGUCACCUUACGAAAUUCCAUCAGGCAGUCUGGCAGAAAGGGUUAAUAUUGUACUUCGUUCAUUGCAGAUCACCGUGGGUGGUUACAAAGCUAAUGACGCAAGCGUUCCUGAGGACGGAUGUAAUGCAAUCACCCUGAUGUGUCUGAAAGCGUCACGAAGACUCCCACUCACUGCUCCAUGUUUGUCUCUGAGAAUGCACAAAAACAUGCCCACAGAGGUAAUUGAACCUAGCCAUCUUCAUACAGCGUAUUUUUUAAUCCUAUGUUCAAUUGCGCAAUCUAAGGAUGUAUAUAUACUCUUUACUUGAACACAAAUGGGAGGACUAACAUAUAUCAUCUGCAUUCAGUUUCAAAAUCAAAAACAACCGUCGAGUCAGUCUUAAAGUUUUCGAAUCGGGUUCACGAGCUCUGAAUGAAUUACUUCUCAGACCACUUUCGUAUUGUGACACUUGCAUAGACUUCAAGUUUUAAUUAAAGAGCUCUGCGGAGGAAUUGAUCGCUAUUCAUAACCAACUCUUGCAUUUGUUUUGAACAGGUUCUUAAAGAGGCAGCUAAAACCGCACUUAGCGGAGGAGCUCAUCCUGUGCUUCUUCACGAUGACAGCCUUAUCGAGGGCCUUCAGAAAGCCGGUACCCCGGAUUUACCAGUGAGCCUGAAAAGCGCGCGAAAUUAUGCUUGCGACGGCUGUUACGAGCCCAUUUUUCCAGGCGAGACUGACUUCUCAUUGGCCUAUAUAGCUCUGCUGCAGGUACUGGAAAUGGCAAUCAAUCAUGGAUCCACUUACGCCUUAGCUGGUCCUACUUACCUGGAAGGAGCUCCCCAGUCACUGCCUACUGUACCUCCAGAGGAAAUAAGCAGUUUUGAGCAGGUGUGAAUAUUCACUCUCAAAAGUCAAAGUCAAAGUCAUUUUCGUUUUGUUAAAUGCUGAAAACAUAUAUUGCCAUGUGAAAGUACUAUUCAAAAAGUUUUAUUUGAAUGAUCACAUUGCCGGAUUUCAUACACAGACUCGAACGUUAGAACUAUGUAUUAAAUAAAUAGUACCCCGUGAAAGCACUGCUGAGGAGGAUUCAUGUAAACGUUCAAAAUUCCAGUAUUUUGUCCACAAACUCAAAAGUUGGAGCCACCUCACAAGACUCGAUCAUCCACUCUGGAUGUAAAGGGUUAACCUUUUGUCUCUUGUAUAGUCAUGCGACCCUUUCACCAAAAAAAAAAAAAAAAUACUCAAGCUACAGAUCUCCCGCUCACAAAUGCCAAAUAUCUUGCUUAAGCCCCGUGCAAACGAACGCAAUAUUGUUGGAUGUUACAUGUUGCGUCCGUUUACCCAACCUGUUGCAUGUUGUUGCGCGAAGUUUGAAACCGGGCAAACGUUUAGCUACGUGCAAACGGACGCAACAACUCCCAACAUUGCUGGGCCAACAAGUUGGGAGUUGUUGCGUCCGCUUCCAAGUAGCUUUGCAUUUCUUUUCUCUUCACUUAGCUCAAGGAAUUGUUUGCCCCUCACCUGCGCGUGCGCACAGAGUACAACAUUUUCCUCCUGCUAAUCAACUACGGCAACAUUGUUGAGUUCUGCCCCAGCCCACUGCUCUCGUCUGUGAUCCGUGGCUGCCUGGAAACAAAGCGCGACAUUUACAAUGGAGGUGCUAAUUACGCCUUAAUCGGAGUACAGUUCAUUACUUUCGCCAACACAGUGGACGCACUCUACGCAAUUAAAAGGCUGUGUUUUGAUCAUGACUCUGCAGUCAUUUCCUUGUCCGAGAUGGUUCGCUGUCUGAAGUGUGACUGGGGAUUCAACAUGCAAGAGCCAUUCCACGACGACCUCGCUGGCAACACGCGUGGCCAGAGGCUAUCUGACACCUACCAGGAAGUCCGAGAGAGAGCUCUACUGUUGCCGAAAUUUGGAACCGCCGAGGCAGCCGAGAAUGCGGACAUUCAGAAUAUCACCAGGUGAGCAGCCUGGAGUCAGGCAAUAUGUGUUUUACAAUACGUUUUGGUGGUCUCCACUUUUGUAAAGCCGUGGCUACGUUGAAAGUCCUUUUCGAUAUGUUAUUGUGGGUGGAUCCUUAGUGAUACAUAUGCUGCUAACAAAAUUCUUUGUGUCAUUUGCGAGGCGGGGUAGGGAUGAGACAAAGACAGUCCUUGGUGCUGUGGGGUUGCACAUCACCGAUCUUAUUUUUCAAGCAAUUGACUGAUCUAUCGAAGUAUAUUACAAAGUUUUUUGAUUUCUAGCACCACGCUAUUCCAAUAGAUUGCAAGUACGUUGUUCUUUAAUUUGUGAAGACAUUUGUUGUAAAAUCAGUGGCUUAUUUUGCCGAAUAAAACUUGUGGUUUCUUUUUAACGUCCUCUUAUUCUAAGGAGUAAACAGGACUAAAAACGAAAAAAAAGACGACAAGAGAGAAAAAUGUAGGAGUCCUCAAGCCUAUGGUCAACCAACCAGCGACCAACAGGGCUAACUUCAGUGCAACACCCCGAGUUUUCGAGAAGGUUUGCGAGAUACGUAUUUCUAUUUUAAUAUUACUUAUAAUAAGUCAUCUCUACCUUCCCAGUUGGUUGGCUGAUCAAGUUGCAAAUGUGACCCAGAAGGUGGCCCGGGAUGCACCAGAUGGUCAACCGCUGAAGGACCUCAUCAGCGGCUUGAAAAAGAAAUACUCAGUUCCUGGAGCACCAUUUGACGUUCUGCUACCGACCGGAUCCGGGACAUUUGAAGGAUACGUCGGGUGGGGAGCAGGGUGUGGUGCAUCUGCUGACGGACGGCGCUCGGGCUCACCUGUAGCUUCCGACAUUGGUGCCGCUCCAACUCCAUUGGACAAGCCUGCCACCGCCAAAAGCUCGGAAAUAUAUAAGUAAGAAAGCAUUCUAUAUCAGGGACUGGUUGUUUAAAGGUUGGUUAGCGUUUCCACCGGAUAAAUCGCUCUCUAGUGGACAACCUAUCCACUUUUUAAACAACCAGCACCAGGAUGUUUAUUUGAGGCAAAAACCUUUAACUUUUUUAUGAAAAGAGUUUGUUCUUGUUUAGAUUUGGCUCUGACUUUAGUGUCUGAGAAUGAGAUCCCUAAGUGCCAUCAUUCAUAUAAAGUUUAUCAGCAGUACUUUAACGUGGAACUGUUUCGUAUGCUCUUUUAUUGGCUAUUGAGAUGAUUCCAUGUGACUAUUGUAAUCGAAGCUAUACAGAAUUACUUUCAUGUGGUGAGGGGUGAAAAAAAUGCUGCUAAUCUCGUGCUGUGAAUUAUUAUCGGAAAAACGUUGUACAUGAUCCCAGCCGGAUAUGCGUUUUCUUUCUCUCUUUUUCCCAAUCUAGGUCGAUGAAGUGCUGGGAUUUGCCUUCUAUCAAGGUUGGUUUUGCUAAUGGGGCCGAGAUAGGUCUGAAGAUCGAUGAGAAAUUCAAGGAGGGCGAUUUGGUCACCUUCUUGAAGAAUUAUGCUGACGGAAACGGCAUCGGGGGAAAUAUCAUAACAAGUAGGUUGCUUAUAAAGUACACAAUGGAAAAUAACACUUCAAAUAAACGCAAUGUUCUGAAAUGACUUGAUUUGAAGCCUGACAAAAAUUCUUCGCUAUCUGUCAUAUCGUCACUUCUUGUCUCCGUGGUUGAUAAGCCAUGAAACACUCUCUCUCGUGGUUAACAGGGAGUUGAAGCCAAGACGUUUUUUAGCGACGAACGUCCUCUGGAAGUGAGGCGUUUUCCCUUUUAAUAUGCCUUGACCCUAACAAAUUUCAAAAACGUCGUUGCUAAACUCCUUAAUAAUUAUUUCAUAACCAAACACGUAAGGGUAAACCACUGUCAUCUUUCUAAUGUGUUACAUUUUUACUGCAGUUACCUGUUCCGACCCCGAGACCUUCUCCAAUGCUCAGAAAAAUCCUGAGAAGUACGAUCUGAUCCGUGUGCGUACAGGAGGCUGGGGCGAGUUUUUCAUCACCUUCUUCACUGCUCAUCAGAAGCACAUGGAAAGGAGGCUUUACUAUCACGUGGCCUAAAGUUCCAUUCGCAGAUACCGGCUUUUGUAAAUCUGGAAUCAGGAAUUUGCUUACUAGAUAGGAUAAUGGUGAAGUGCAAUUAAAUGAAAUCCAAAAUUCAAUAAAUGCAGUAGUGAAAACUGACUGAUCAUACGUGUUAUGUUUUGUCCCCAACCAAAAAACUACAUUUCUGGUUUGAAAAUUACAGAGAUAUCAAGGCCUUGACAGUAUACCUCAAUUGGUUCGCCCGAAGUAUUUCUACUUUUGAAAAAAAACUGCUAACGAGUCUAACGGUUAUGAAACCUGUUAGACUCCUUUGUUAUAUGUUUUUGUUAGCUUUUUUGGGACCUGACCGUACACAACGUUCAAUGGAAUCCCUAUCAUUUUGAACUCACUGACCAAUAGAAACAUCGCAUUAAUUUAUUCGGUCAAAAUUAUUUUGUGAACAAACAGCAAAGGAUUGUGGACGGUCAGUGAGCUUCCAACAGAUAAGACAUCUUUAUUAUAUCUCUUCAGGAUAUCUCUAUUUACAAAAAUCUUUGUACAAAAUUAUUAUGAACAUGUAACUACCGUAUUUAUUCGAUUAACCGCCCUGGGCGCUUAUUAAAUUUUUGGACCUUGAGAGUGGGCGCUUAUUCGAGGUGGGCGCUUAUUCGAGGCUGGGCGCAUAUUAAAUUUUCACCAUUUUCAGAAAGUGAAGUAUGUUUAUUUUGCAACAAAACAAUAAAUAGUAAUGACAAAACGCGAGUAAUAACAAAGCAAGGUUUCUGUAAAAUACUCUGAAGAAAACUCUGUCCUCUGAGAAGUCUCUCAUUAGAAUUUAUUCACCCUAGUGGGUGAGGUGGGGGUGAACGCUUAUUUGAGUUUGAUUGAGAAGGGGAGGGGGUGGGCGCUUAUUCGAGGCUGGGCGCUUAUUAACUUUUUCUACCUUUAGGAUGGGCGCUUAUUCGAGGUGGGCGCUAAUUCGAGGUUGGGCUCUUAUUCGAAUAAAUACGGUACAGCAUAAACUACAGCACCGUUGUUUUCAACUUUGAUGUUUGCCGGUUUCCAUAACCAGUCUCUUCUACUAACCAUGAAUAGAUAAAAACGCUUUGGAGAUGUCACUUUGUUGUUCAGAAAAUAAACCUUUUUCGAAAAAUUGGUCGUCGAGAACUGCUGGCCACAUGCAUAGAUUGCUAAUACCAUACCUUAUCGUGGUUUCAUUAAAGACUGAGCUAGAAGUGCAGUUGAUUUGACCCACGAUGAAUUGCCGUUUCACGUUGUCGCACGAGCGUCGUAAUGGAGCGAAACGAUCUUCUUUUGCCCGCUUCAGUUGCCUGUAUUCUUAAGGUGGUAAUGAUUUGAAAUAUUAACAUCACUCAGCUGAGAAUAAUUGCAACUUCUGACACUGAGAGAGGUGAGUGCCGCAACUACCUCUAGCUCUGCUAAUGUGCUUCGAUCGGUUUAUGACAGUAACAUAUUCUCACUACCAACAAUACACAUGAAUCUACAUUGAGAUAUGGAGAGGUGAAAAUGGUCGCUGUUCACAGGGGUGGACAGUGGUACAUUCACAUGUUUUGAAGGCAGUGCACCGUGUCAUGCCUGGAGGGGUGGGAGGGUGGGUCGCUGACCGCCCUCUGAGAUGUUAUUAGACAAAUUGCACACAACAAGAAGAAUGGUGGUAAUAUAUACAACGCUAGGAAUUGUGGGAUAUCUGUUGAUAUGAAAAUAUUCCUGCUUUAUUUCAGGUACUGAAAACAGAAUUCUAGGUCUCAAAUGUAGUAAAAUCGUGUGACGUCAACACGCGGCUCCCUGCUGAUUCCUGAGCAGGUCAAAGCCCCACACGUGACAGCUAAAAAGGCAGUUUAUCCAUCCUUGCAGCUUAAAAUAAUGUUUAAUAAAAUUUGUUAAUUGAGUGGAAAGCAAACAAAGAAGGCCCUUUAAUAGCUUUACUUUGACCAAAAAAAGGAAAGAAAAAGAUUGUUUAUUACUACCGCUAACUAAUCAGAAUUGGCACCUCUCAAGGAGCAUGACUAAUGAGCCUUUAAUUCAAGUUUCCCGGGAAAUGCAAAUAUCAUUUUUAACGUUAAAGGAAUGUCAGAAAACGUGCCACGAUGCCAUUCGUGAAAGAAUAAAUAGGAUUGCUUCUUUCACAAGUUCCCCCGGCUUAGAUCUUCAACUUAGACAUUUUAUCCUUCACUUGCGUGUUCUAAAAUUUAAUUGCUUUAAGCUGACAUUGCUUGAAAAAGGUUUUAUUUGUUCACAAGAUGGAUGAUUGAUGAAUCGUCUACACGUCAGUCGUACGUAUUGAACCUUGAAUUAACUAAAACGAAAAAGGUCAAUUUUAACCAAAUUACUUUUAAUAUAAUCAGUCGUUUGUCCCCACACCCAUCCUUUAUAUACUCUCCUGUGACUGAGGUUCAAUUAUUUUGUUGCAGAUUCAAUGAUGGGCAUGAGAAUAAGUUAGAAUAGAACUAUAUUUACAAGCUGCAUUCAUAGUUUCAGACGUCCAAAUUAAUGAAUUCAAAGGAAACGUGACUGUCUGAAAAAGUGUUUGCCAACUAGACGUCCUAUUCACCAUUUACUGUCUGAACUUUAACAUAUUAAAAUUGAAAUGUGCUUUUAAUUGGUUUUCUUUGUUUAACAUUUUACUGAAGUCGUCUGUAAGUCUGAUUAUACUGCCACUGGGCGGGGACGUUUCUAUAUAGUUUCCGGGUGGUUCAACUGAGACCUCUUAGCUGAGCUUCCAAAGACUACAGUCACAACAAAACCCCCGUACAAUUGCCAACUGGCGCAACGAAAAAAAAAAUGGUUAAAUUUCACCAGCCACUAAAAUAACACUUUGAUUUGCCUCUCAUAAGAAUACUGGAACCGUAUUACAGAGAACUAGAAUUUCCAGCAAGAUAUAUCCUUCCCGACCCUUAAAAACUUAUUCAGCACCCCGUUUCAACAUAUCCAAGGUAUUUCCCUGAGACCAGACUAUGUCAAUCUAAAGGUUGAAAGUGGUUUAUUUUAUGCAAAAGAUCUUCAGUUGUUUGUGCAUCUUGUGGUGUUAACACCUACAGUUACAGGCUACAAAGAGGUAAGAAAUUUCAAGCUGGGUGUGUCAAUUGUUAGUGGUACUGAGUAACAUUCCAUUUAUAAAAAUUCGGAGUCAAAAAUCUGAUCGGCAGAAUCGAAUUUGUAAGUUAACAGAAUUGAAGUCGCAAGAAUGAUUGUCAAAACGUAUGGCUCCGUCGUUUUACGUUUAACGAGAACUAGAUUGUGGCAGUCGCAAACAGAAGCGUAUAAUCCAUGUACUUGUGAGAAAGGAGAAUUGUUACUCUUAAAGUAAAUCUGGUUAUAGAUAUAUAAUGUACUUUUAACGACUAAUUAAUGAUUGCAAUUACUAUUAACUUGCUACGUGGCGAAAGAAAACAAAAAAGAAUUGCGCUGUUAAUAAACGAAGUGAAUUCAAACUCUCCGUUAUAAAAUAGCCAUAGCUUAAACUGUCUUCUUUUCAAAACGUUCUAUGAUAAAAGUUUUUUUCGCUGCAUUGAACUGAAUGCCAAUAAAAGAACCCCGUGGUAUGUGUCAUAAUUCUAAUAUAAAUAGAAAUACUGUAAUUGAAAAUGCAAGAUCGGUUGAAAGAAAUCCUUUUAAUUAUAGAUUGUAUUCCCCUAGCUAUAGUUCGUACGUUUCGGGGAUUAAAUAUAGCUGCAGUCAGUGGAUUUUUCGUGAUCUUUGAAAUUGACUGAUCCGUCAUUGAUGACUUCUUCGUUCAAAGUAUUUUUUUCACCGCGCGCUUAUUGAAAAAUUGUUACCAAGACACAUGACUUAAGUCAGAAGAAUUUUGUACCAACGGGCUUUGUUUAACCUUUGCUAUGUCUAUUAAAAGAUUGCAUAGACGCGCGACCAACGUGAAUAUUGCGCAAAAAAGGGAGAAUUUGCAUUUAAUUGUGUUUGAGAGCGAGAAUGUUUUCAUUCUAACUUAUACCGUUGAAUAGAUUUUAUAUAUUGCCUUAACUGAAAUAUAUCCUUUCCGAUUAUUUUAGAGGACUCACUCUGACUAAUUGGGAAAGAUGAGCUCUCAGGUAGGCAGAGAAUUAUUUAUAUGCAGACCCAGCUUAUCAUGGUAUGCCAAUUUGUUCAAAACAAAACGCUACGGGGGAUCAUUUCAGAAUGAGUUCUUCAUCUGAUGUUUCAGAGGUUGGUAAUAUAAGGAAAAUGAAUAAGAGACAGACGGCGUGAUAAUUACGUCACGUCAUAGCUACAUGUACAGUCCCAAAAAAAUGUUUCGGGAAAAUUUACCUAGAUUUCCGGAAAAGUGGCUGGUGAUCGAGCUAAGGCUCGCUUACCUAAUAGUUUGCUAGCCUGCAGUGCAGGCGUAUUUUGAGCGGGCGAAAGCUGCUUGUUUAUGUUCGUACUGUUGUAAGUGCCAUCUUUGUUAUGCCGAAGGAAGAUUAGGGAGAGUAAAAACAGUAACCCUAAGGGUAGGUGCUAGGGCGAAAGAAGGAAAAAGGGGAGGGAGAGGGGAGAAAAAUAUACUCUUUCUCUUCUCUCUUCCCGCCCCCUACCCCACUCCUUUUGACUCGCCCCAUUUUCUCCCAUCCUUUUAACAUGCGCUUUCGCGAGAAAAACAUUCGCGCGCCCGAAGAAAACGCCUGCACCGCAGGCUAAUAGUUUGCAAACUUUACUUGUGCCUUAGAGUUCCAACAGGAAUGGCGGGAGGAGUCGGGACAGAUGGCUAGUUCUUCUAACAUCAUGUUGAGGAAUUCGUAUUUGAUCAUACAUUUCUUUAAUGUCUACCCUCUCGACUACUCUGGUCUUUUGAAUGUCACCACUCCCAAUCUCUUAAUUAAACAAUAAGUUAAAUUAUUUAACAUUGGGAAGAAUUAAGAAGACCACGGUUUUUUUCUCGAUUUAAGACAUUCAGAGUAUCUGCUCUAUUUAAAAUGAAAUUGUUGAAGAUAGUGCCUCUAGCAUUUUCUUUUUUCCCGUUGAAGACGAAAUGUUGAUUGAGAGGGCCUCAAGUAUAAAAUGUGUCUAAACCUAAACCGGUCCGUAAAAACGCCGUGACAUAGGCCUAGUAUGGGAGUUGCUCGCUCCGGGUUAUGGGCUUCCGUUUUUGUUCUGUUUGGAACGAAAUCAUAGAAGACAGGAGAAGUUAUUAUUCACGUUUAUGCUUUUUUAGAACGAAUUCAAAGAGGAUGAAGUCCUGCACAAGGCUCAGCGAGGCUUAUUCUUCGGAAAACCCAAAUUUGGCAUUUUUGUGCUCGCGCGUUACAAGAAAGGGUUGGAUGUGGAUCGGGAGCAUAGUGGCAUUGUGACUGCAGCCUGUGAUGUGAUCAAAUACGCGCUAAAGCUGGAGGAGAGCAGUGGAAGCGGUAAGGACGAAAUAUUUACAGAAAGUAAAAGAUUUCUCUGCUUAAAAAUAGAUAAAAUAAGAGCAGUGACGACCGACUUUAGAAAAGGCGGUCCCGAUAAAAUAAGGGCUGAGGCGUAGGGAGUAUCAUUAUUAAGCCUCCUAGCAAGCUCUCCAUUUAUGUUAAGCGAAGCGAGCGCGAGAGAAUGCGCGCGUAAGCGACGAAGCCUCGCCCCUCGCACUCGCGUCUCGUCGCGUCUCUUUUCGUAUACUGCUCUCGCGUGACUUCUGGCGACUUCCCCAAGUGGACAGCUCGCUCGCAGCCUAAUGAUUAUUUUCUAGAGGGGUUUUGCCCAUCACCCCUGAUUACAACUGCAUGCGGCUCCUCUUUCUGAACUUCUGGACACCUGUUCGAUUCAAUUACUUCGAAACAACGCGUUUGUUUAUCUAAGAACCAAUAAGUCAAGAUCAAUGUUAUACAUCUAACGGUUUGUCUCUCAAUAAUUUUUAGAGUCCCGCACAAGAGCAAUUGUUGGAUUUGACCCAAACCAGUGGAGUAAGUGGUACAAAGAUGACCCUCAGCUGGCAAAUUUAGAAUUAAGAGAUCCAGGAAGACGUCUUGUUAAAGAUUCGCAGAAAUUUUUGGAUACCGGUGGCGAUGUGUACUUUCUCCUCAAAUCAGAUGUGCAAGGCGAGCUGGAGAAGGUGCUUGACUACCUCAAGAACAGGAUGAAAGAAUUUUGUGGCGACAAUUUUGACGUAACAAAAUCACAACCUCCAAGCAAGGUAAAGUGCAGUUAAAGCACGAAAAUGUGUUCGCACUAUGUAAGUGUAUCAAGAUUCAGGAAUAUGGGAACUGUUUUUGCUUUUGAAAUCUGGAAUCGUGGGCUUUGGAAUCUAGAAAACAGCUCAAGGAAUCAAAGAAAUAUAAUCUGUUUUUUCGUCGGUAGAAAAUUCUUUUAGCCCAGAAGGGAAGUGAGAUGGGAAGGGGUAGGAGGGGAAGAGCAACUCUAGAAUCAGACAAUCUGUGGAUCAAAGCCAGAAGUUGAGAAGGAUGACGCAGUCACUAUGGCUUAACUAUUGACUUGGACGACCCCUAUUUUGGUUCAGUAAAAUCCCACAAAAAAGGACUAUAGGUUUGACUUGUCUUUUCCCUUUUUAGAGAAUUCUCCAAAACUCGUUUACUGACGGUGUGGCGAAUCCCUGUGAUGCUGAGAGCAUCAAGAGCUACAUAGUAAAGAACGAAGGUGCAGUAGCCGGCUACCCUGGCUCAACUUAUCUUCUUUCACAGAAGUUUGAAUUCAACUGGACAGUGCUGGGACAAAUGGACAAGGUACGGACACAAUUUGAUUGAUUAAAGUACCGUUAAGAGUCAAGAAUCUACCGUGAGCGCUAUGUUGGUACAAGCUGAUUGCAAACUCACAUAUAAUUUAAUACGAUCGGACAUCCUUUACUAAGGCUUGAUAACAAAACUUAUGGAAAACCUUCUCUUAAUAUUAAUAUUUCGGGCGUAAAAUUUAAUUGUGGAAUAAACUAUUCAAAGAUAACAGAUUAUGGAAGAUCACCGCAUUAAUAGGCGACAGAUGCAAUAGAACUUUGCAAAAAAACCUUUCUUAAGCGUGACAUUAAUUAUGCUGAUUAACUCUUUCAGAUCCAGAAAGAAGACAUGAUCGGAAGGAAAUCGGGAACUGAUACGUUCAUUCCGCACACAGACAAGCGCGCGCACAUCACGUGUGUGCAUGUGGUGCAAGAUGUUCCACCAGUGAACGUGCUUACGCGCCAUCCGCGCGUAUUUCGCGUUUCUAUGCCGUACGGUCACGUGGAAAACGAACCUUCUAAAGAAGAGGGGCUGAUGUAUUUGCACAUGUGCAACAGCGUCGAGACAUUUAAAACAAUUCUUAAGAACAUCGCUGGUAACGACAAGGAAUCCAAGUUGGGUGAAGUUACUGUUGAUAAGUUGAUCAGUGCUGUGCAGCCUCUUCAAGGAACUUUCUGGUAUGUGCCAAGUGCCGAGGAGCUAAAGUUACCAACUCUGAAGGAAAGGAGGUAAGAGUUUUUUAGAUUCAUUUAUUAAUUUGUUUACAAACGUCGCCAAGAAGCCUGGAUAACUCACAGAGCAAGUUCCACCACGAGGUCCCGAAAAGUCUGUCCAGAUUUAAUCAUUUCUGUUUUCAUGACGGGGUUAAAAUACAAAUGCGCUACUUUAAUUUUUUGCCAAGCACUUUGACAUGGUGGGUGAUUUUGGUAGAUCUUUUCAAAGUAGAAGUGAAAAAAACGCCUUGCUGAAGAGCGGGCUACUCGGUGGAAGAAAAAAUAACAACAGGACUAAAUAAACAGCUAAACUAAAACUAAAUAAUCUGCUAAUUAUUUCCUCUGUUGUUAGCUGCCGUUUAGAAUUAUGUUAAAUUGAUAUUUUCCAGGUUCGAGCUGCUGGAUUUUUGGAAUGUACGAAGCCCGACCAAUGACUAUCUGUUCUACAAUCAAAGGGAGUACCUCUACCGUAUGACUACUGGCGGAUACAACCCAGGGGACCCCCCUAGUGACCGAGUAUUGCGAUUGUUAGACUAUGCCUUUCUGCAAUGGAAUGAUCAGUGGUUCAAGCGCCGUGAAUUCCCCAAGUAUCCCCACCUUUUGGAAAGGAUUUCACCAAAAAAGAAGGACGUUGCCCAAGGAGCUUCUAUCAUGAUCCGAAAAGGCUGGGCCAUCAAGGUACAUCUUAGGCAUUUUACAACAUCGUGUGACACUGAGCUACACUGGGUCGGUCAAGGUGUUGUGUCGAACUGCACCAUGGGCUAUUGAGGUGGGAGGGGGAGGGGGAGGGGGGGUGUGCUGGAAACGCCCCAUAGUAAACAAAGCUCACGGCGAAAGAGCUCAAUUCCCUUCACUUUACUUCGGUUUUAAAACAGUUUGCAACUGUUGUAAAGCCUCUUAAGGGAAAGUAGGUAUUUUGCAAAGUUUUAUUCUGGUAGGCUUCGCCCCUAUGUUAAACCCGUCACCCAUUAGUAAUAAUACCAUUUUUCAGGGAAUAGGGAAACCAUCCGUUAAAAAAUGGUGCCCUUUUUAAACACCUAAUUACCAACAGAGCAUCAUUUUUUCUUAAACCUUUAAAAAUCAAGGUAAAAAAAGAUGAGUAGCGUCCGAAAUAUUUUAAUCAAAGACUCCUUUAAAUACCUAAAUGACAGAGUUGCCUUCUCCUUCAUGAACAUUAAAAAUCGUGAAAUCCUUACCCUUUCAGUUACCUAAAGUAGCUGAAAAAGGCAUUACUUUAGGGCAGAGCGUCCCAGUUUAGGCCACUAUAGGUGAGAAGUGACUGAAAUUGUAAUUGUUGAUGUCUUAGGUGUCAUUGGGAAGGCUACUUACGACAAACAAAAUCUCUAAGUUGGAAAAUCCAGCUUUCUUUGGCCGCAAAGCUGAUUCCUUUAGCAUUCACCCUGAUGAGAUUAUCGUGGGCAGAAUGCCUCCUUGUUUCUCGCUGGGACUUGGUAAAGCUGUCAUGCCUUAUUUACAUGAAGACGAGAAGAUGCCUGCUUUCUUCAAGGGACUCAGCGAGGCAGCAGGAAUGGGUCACGUGAUACCUGAUUAUGAGACGCUUUUGCAAAAAGGUGUGACUUUGACUUUACUUUCGUGCGUUCUCGGGCUACUGUUGCGGAGCUCAAAAAUGUGGUUUUGUCAGCUAACUUCAUCAGUAAAUUCACAACAGUAAAGAGAUUUUAAAAUCCUUGGGGAUUUAGAGAAUAAACGGUUUUCCAUAUUUCGUUGAUUUAGAAAGAAACUUUAAUUUGUCAUGCAUUGCUUCGAAUGAUCCGCAAGAUUUAAAUGUUUAUAGUGACUGAUUUAGCCUCGGUAAGAACUAAAUUAUGGCACCAUUAAAUCACAAAUUCUAAAUAAAAUUUUUCUCAUGUAUUCAGGUUUGGCCAAGAUGAAACAAGAAAUGAGCGCAAACAAGGGGGACACUAAGGAACAGCAAGAGUUUGUUACCUCGUGCAUGCACACGCUGAAUGGAGUACAGAAGUACAUUAGAAAUUUUGGUUUCUUGGCUGGAUACAUGGCUCAGAAAAAUGAAUUCGCCUUGUCGGACGCCCAGAGAGAUAACUUGAAGAAGGUAUCAAUAAAACUAGUGAUUCAUGCCGUUACAUGCCAAGCAACAAUCUCGUGGAAUUGCCAUUACCAUCACGACAUGAACAUAAGCGGAUGUAUAGUAGCGGGUGGGCGAUACCGUUUCAACCUUCUCCGCAAACCUUCAGCUAUGCACCCUUGCGUGUCACAACCGUUUUUCCUUUAUGAAGUUACUUCGAAUCCCAUGUUAAGUUCUGAUAAUGUAUACUAUAGUUAGAAAGCAUAUUAAGACUUGUAUAUAGACUGAACGAUAUACGACGAACAACCUCACGCUAACUGUAAAAUGCGCGCGCGGAACUUCCAUAUUUACUCCCAGGCUGUUUUCUGUCUCCUAAGGUUGAAGCCAGAAUGAAAAAGAUCGCAACUGACCGCCCUGAGACGUUUGUUGAAGCUGUUCAACUGCUGUAUUCGUUUCACUGCUGUCUGCAUCUCACAGGGGAGCCCACAUCAAUCGGCCGCCUUGAUCAAAUGUUGGAACCAUUCCUCCAGGGGACCCCUGCUGAGGAGGCACAAGAAAUAAUCGACUGUUUGUUCGUGAAGCUUUGUGAGCAUGCGCACCUCAACGCACGGCUGCUGAAUGAUUUAGGAACCUGGGGAAUGACAGCCGUGCCUUAUGCUAGUACAGGGAUGUUUGCUAAUGGGGAUACUAUUAACCAGUGGGUACAACAGGUGAGAACACUACAUGUAACAUUACAUGGUGCGACCACACGACAUGAAGCGACACCCACUCAAACCUUAUUGGAACCCUCUCGCAAAUGACCGCGAACAAUUUUUGGUGUGAAAGUUUUAUAAUUUUUUAUUUUAUUUUUUAUUGUUUUUAGUCUCUUCUAGGCGACGACUUGACUCAUUGUUUGAUCUCAUUUUCCCUGUAUGCACUACGCUAUUCUACUUAAAGUGUACAAACAUCUUUUGGUGACAACAUGACAGUGCAAGUAUCGUAAUGCCUAUUUCAGGAAGAGUCCCCAUGUACUUUAACCUCUAAAUCCUAGCAUUUUGGACGGUAGCCUAGCUAGGUUCGACUGUGAGGUCGAUCCUUUUUUGUCCCCACACAAAAACGAAUAGCUGUUGCUAUAAAAUACAGUACCAACACCUUGAUAAGGAUAGGACGUAAAAAGUCAAGUCUUAGUAUUUCUCCUUAACCCUAUCACUGCCAAAUGUAGCCAAAUGCAAAUUUCGACCAGAUUUCCAAAUUUCAUUCUGUAAAAUUUUGAAAAACAAAUAGCACCAUGUGAAAGUACAGGCAGAGAGCUUUCAUUUGAAUGGUCACAUCAUAGGAUUUCGUCCACAGACUCAAAAGUUAGAGUCACCUUACAAAACUCCGUCAAACACUCUGAAAGGGUUCAUAUUGUACUUCGUUCAUUGCAGAUCACCGUGGGUGGUUACAAAGCUAAUGACGCAAGCGCUCCUGAGGACGGAUGUAAUGCAAUCACCCUGAUGUGUCUGAAAGCGUCACGAAGACUUCCACUCACUGCUCCAUGUUUGUCUCUGAGAAUGCACAAAAACAUGCCCACAGAGGUAAUUGAACCUAGCCAUCUUCAUACAGCGUAUUUUUAUAAUCCUAUGUUCAAUUGCGCAAUCUAAGGAUGUAUAUAUAUACUCUUUACUUGAACACAAAUGGGAGGACUAACAUAUCAUCUGCAUUCAGUUUCAAAAUCAAAAACAACCGUCGAGUCAGUCUUAAAGUUUUCGAAUCGGGUUCACGAGCUCUGAAUGAAUUGCUUCUCAGACCACUUUCGUAUUGUGACACUUGCAUAGACUUCAAGUUUUAAUUAAAGAGCUCUGCGGAGGAAUUGAUCGCUAUUCAUAACCAACUCCUGCAUUUGUUUUGAAUAGGUUCUUAAAGAGGCAGCUAAAACGGCACUUAGCGGAGGAGCUCAUCCUGUGCUUCUUCACGAUGACAGCCUUAUCGAGGGCCUUCAGAAAGCCGGUACCCCGGAUUUACCAGUGAGCCCGAAAAGCGCGCGAAAUUAUGCUUGCGACGGCUGUUACGAGCCCAUUUUUCCAGGCGAGACUGACUUCUCAUUGGCCUAUAUAGCUCUGCUGCAGGUACUGGAAAUGGCAAUCAAUCAUGGAUCCACUUACGCCUUAGCUGGUCCUGCUUACCUGGAAGGAGCUCCCCAGUCACUGCCUACUGUACCUCCAGAGGAAAUAAGCAGUUUUGAGCAGGUGUGAAUAUUCACUCUCAAAAGUCAAAGUCAAAUUCAUUUUCGUUUUGUUAAAUGCUGAAAACAUAUAUGUACUACGGGUAAGCACUGCUGAGGAGGAUUCAUGUGAACGUUCAAAUUGCAGCAUUUUGUCCACAGACUCAAAAGAAGACUCGAUCAUCCACUCUGGGUGUAAAGGGUUAACCUUUUGUCUCUUGUAUAGUCAUGCGACCCUUUCACCAAAAAAAAAAAAAUACUCAAGCUACAGAUCUCCCGCUCACAAAUGCCAAAUAUCUUGCUUAAGCCCCGUGCAAACGGACGCAAUAUUGUUGGAUGUUACAUGUUGCGUCCGUUUACCCAACCUGUUGCAUGUUGUUGCGCUUUGCUGGGAGUUGUUGCGCGAAGUUUGAAACCGGGCAAACGUUUAGCUACGUGCAAACAGACGCAACAACUCCCAACAUUGCUGGGCCAACAAGUUGGGAGUUGUUGCGUCCGCUUCCAAGUAGCUUUGCAUUUCUUUUCUCUUUACUUAGCUCAAGGAAUUGUUUGCCCUUCACCUGCGCGUCCGCACAGAGUACAACAUUUUCCUCCUGCUAAUCAACUACGGCAACAUUGUUGAGUUCUGCCCCAGCCCACUGCUCUCGUCUGUCAUCCGUGGCUGCCUGGAAACAAAGCGCGACAUUUACAAUGGAGGUGCUAAUUACGCCUUAAUCGGAGUGCAGUUCAUUACUUUCGCCAACACAGUAGACGCACUCUACGCAAUUAAAAGGCUGUGUUUUGAUCAUGACUCAGCAGUCAUUUCUUUGUCCGAGAUGGUUCGCUGUCUGAAGUGUGAUUGGGGAUUCAACAUGCAAGAGCCAUUCCACGACGACCUCGCUGGCAACACGCGUGGCCAAAGGCUAUCUGACACCUACAAGGAAGUCCGAGAGAGAGCUCUGCUGUUGCCGAAAUUUGGAACAGCCGAGGCAGCCGAAAAUGUGGACAUUCAGAAUAUCACCAGGUGAGCAGCCUGAGUCAGGCAAUAUGUGUUUUACAAUACGUUUUGGUGGUCUCUACGUUUAAAAAGCCAUGGCUACGUUUGAACGUCCUUUUCGAUAUGUUAUUGUGAGUGGAUCCUUAGUGAUGUACAUGAAGAUAUAUAUGCUGCAAACAAAAUUCCCUGUGUCAUUUGCGAGACGGGGUAAGGAUGAGGCAAUGACAGUCCUUGGUGCUGUGGGGUUGCACAUCACCCAUCUUAUUUUUCAAGCAAUUAACUGAUCUGUCGAAGAAAAUUACAAAGUUUCUUGAUUGCUAGCACCACGCUAUUCCAAUAGAUUGCAAGUACGUUGUUAUUUAAUUUGUUAAGCCAUUUGUCGUGAGGACUAAAAACGAAAAAAAAGACCACAAGCGAGAAGAGUGUAAGAGUCCUCAAGCCUAUGGUCAACCAACCAGCGACCGACAGGGCUAACUUCAGUGCAACACCCCGAGUUUUCGAGAGGGUUUGCGAGAUACGUAUUUCUAUUUUUAUACUACUACAUGAGAAAUUACUGCAAUUUGAUUGGCUUAGAGCAGUGAUAUUUCAGCUUAAUUUGAAAUACCUACAUGUGAAAAUUACAAACCUUUUGUGGGUAGUAGUAUAAACAAAUAAUAGCAUGAUUUGUACGUGAUAUUUGGCAUAAAUACCACUCGUGAUAUUUCAAAAUUGUCUCUUUCAAAAUUGUCUCUUACGUCUAACAAUUUCGAAAUAUCACUCGUGGUAUUUAUGCCAAAUAUCACUACAAAUCAUGCUAUUACCUAUACUAAUAUUACUUAUAAUAAGUCAUCUCUACCUUCCCAGUUGGUUGGCUGAUCAAGUUGCAAAUGUGACCCAGAAGGUGGCCCGGGAUGCACCAGACGGUCAACCGCUGAAGGACCUCAUCAGCGGCUUGAAAAAGAAAUACUCAGUUCCUGGAGCACCAUUUGACGUUCUGCUACCGACAGGAUCCGGGACAUUUGAAGGAUACGUCGGGUGGGGAGCAGGGUGUGGUGCAUCUGCUGACGGACGGCGCUCGGGCUCACCUGUAGCUUCCGACAUUGGUGCCGCUCCAACCCCAUUGGACAAGCCUGCAAUCGCCAAAAGCUCGGAAAUAUACAAGUAAGAAAGCAUUCUAUAUCAGGGACUGGUUGUUUAAAAGUUGGUAGCGCUUUCCACCGGAUAAAUCGCUCUCUAGUGGACAACGCUAUCCACUUUUUAAACAACCAGCACCAGGAUGUUUAUUUGAGGCAAAAACCUUUAACUUUUUUCUGAAAAGAGUUUGUUCUUGUUUAGAUUUGGCUCUGACUUUAGUGUCUGAGAAUGAGAUCCCUAAGUGCCAUCAUUCAUAUAAAGUUUAUCAGCAGUACUUUAACGUGGAACUGUUUCGUAUGCUCUUUUAUUGGCUAUUGAGAUGAUUCCAUGUGACUAUUUUAAUCGAAGCUAUACAGAAUUACUUUCAUGUGGUGAGGGGUGAAAAAAAUGCUGCUAAUCUCGUGCUGUGAAUUAUUAUCGGAAAAACGUUGUACAUGAUCCCAGCCGGAUAUGCGUUUUCUUUCUCUCUUUUUCCCAAUCUAGGUCGAUGAAGUGCUGGGAUUUGCCUUCUAUCAAGGUUGGUUUUGCUAAUGGGGCCGAGAUAGGUCUGAAGAUCGAUGAGAAAUUCAAGGAGGGCGAUUUGGUCACCUUCUUGAAGAAUUAUGCUGACGGAAACGGCAUCGGGGGAAAUAUCAUAACAAGUAGGUUGCUUAUAAAGUACACAAUGGAAAAUAACACUUCAAAUAAAGCAAUGUUCUGAAAUGACUUGGUUUGAAGCCUGACAAAAAUUCUUCGCUAUCCGUCAUAUCGUCACUUCUUGUCUCCGUGGUUGAUAAGCCACGAAACACUCUCUCUCGUGGUUAACAGGGAGUUGAAGCCAAGACGUUUUUUAGCGACGAACGUCCUCUGGAAGUGAGGCGUUUUCCCUUUUAAUAUGCCUUGACCCUAACAAAUUUCAAAAACGUCGUUGCUAAACUCCUUAAUAAUUAUUUCAUAACCAAACACGUAAGGGUAAACCACUGUCAUCUUUCUGAUGUGUUACAUUUUUACUGCAGUUACCUGUUCCGACCCCGAGACCUUCUCCAAUGCUCAGAAAAAUCCUGAGAAGUACGAUCUGAUCCGUGUGCGUACAGGAGGCUGGGGCGAGUUUUUCAUCACCUUCUUCACUGCUCAUCAGAAGCACAUGGAAAGGAGGCUUUACUAUCACGUGGCCUAAAGUUCCAUUCGCAGAUACCGGCUUUUUUAAAUCUGGAAUAAGGAAUUUGCUUAAUAGAUGAAGUAAUGGUGAAGUGCAAUUACAUGAAAUCCAAAAUUCAAUAAAUG